This is a messenger RNA of Thlaspi arvense, 2224 nucleotides long. The record is from the annotation of a GenBank genome assembly. Lineage: Eukaryota; Viridiplantae; Streptophyta; Magnoliopsida; Brassicales; Brassicaceae.
AUGUCACAGAAGGUGGGAGCAAUCGGUGGUAACUAUGGAGGAGCAUUCGACGAUGGUGUUUUUGACGGUGAGAUGGCAACAAUGACUGAAAAAGUGGGAGCGAUGGGUGGUAACAUGGGAGGAGCAUUCGACGAUGGUGUUUUUGACGGUGUGAAGAAAAUAACUGUCGGAAAAGACCUUGGCUGUGUAUCAUAUAUCAAGAUCGAAUACGAAAAGGACGGGAAAUCUGAAACCCGUGAGCACGGGACGAUUCGUGGGGAGCUAAAAGAGUUUGCGGUGGAAUACCCGAAUGAAUAUAUCACAUCCGUUGGUGGAACCUACGAUCAUGUUAGAUACUAUGAAUCAGUGCUGGUCAAGUCGCUAAUAUUCAAAACCUCCUAUGGAAGAACCUCUUCGACACUCGGAGGCGAUUCAGCUGGGAAACAAUUCAUGCUGGAGGGUAAAACUGGAGGAAGGCUUCUUGGAUUCCAUGGACGCUCUGGUCAAGCUCUUGAUUCCAUUGGAGCUUACUUCUUCGCUCCAAAUCCUCCUCUUAAGCUCUUUAACCGUGAAGGUGGGAAUGGAGGGAGUGCUUGGGACGAUGGUGCUUACGAUGGUGUAAGAAAAAUACUCGUUGGACGAGGUGGUAAGUUUGUGAGUUAUGUUAGGUUUGAGUAUGCAAAAGGCGAAACAAUGGUACCACAUGCUCAUGGGAAGAGACAGGAGGUUCCACAAGAGUUUGUGGUGGAUUAUCCUACUGAACAUAUUACGGUAGUGGAGGGAACCAUCGAUGGCUACCUUACAUCGCUUAGGUUUAAAACAUCAAAGGGAAGAACCUCCCCUGCUUUUGGAAAUGUUGUUGGUAGGAAAUUUGUGUUCGAUGAAAGAGAUUUCAUGCUUGUCGGGUUUUGUGGCCGGUCCGGUGAUGCUAUUGAUGCCCUUGGUGCACAUUUUGGCCCUCUUCCGGCUCCAACUCCAACUCCCGCUACCACAAAGUUUGGACCGCUCGGUGGUAUCAAAGGAAAUACAUUCGACGAUGGUGUAUUCGAUGGUGUGAAGAAAAUAACCGUCGGAGCAGAUGAAUACUCUAUAAGUUAUAUAAAGAUCGAAUACGAAAAGGAUGGAAAAGUCGAAAUCCGUGAACACGGGACGAAUCGUGGGGAGCUAAAAGAGUUUUCGGUGGAUUAUCCAAGUGACUAUAUCAUAGCAGUUGGUGGAAGCUAUAAUCAUAUUUUCACGUAUGAUACAACGCUUAUCACAUCUCUAUACUUCACAACUUCCAGAGGAUUUACCUCCCCAUUAUUCGGUGAGAUUCGUGGAGAAGAAUUCAACCUGAAAGGUGAAAAUGGUGGAAAGCUUCUUGGAUUCCAUGGACGUGGUGGUACUGCUAUUGAUGCCAUUGGAGCUUUCUUUGAGACCCGUAGACCCCAAAAGUUGUCGGUAAAGAUUGGACCACACGGUGGUAUCAAGGGAAACACAUUCGACGAUGGUAUUUUCGAUGGUGUGAAGAAAGUAACUGUGGGUAAAGACGUAUACAGUGUGACUUAUAUCAAGAUCGAAUACGCAAGUGACGGAAAAUUCGAAACUCGUGAACAUGGGACGCCUGGAGGGGAACUAAAAGAGUUUUCGGUGGAUUAUCCGAAUGAAUAUAUCACUGCCGUUGGUGGGAGCUACAAUCAUAUUUUCAACUAUGAUACGACGCUUAUCACAUCGUUAUUCUUCAAAACCUCCAAAGGAUAUACCUCUCCGUUAUUCGGUGAGAUGGCUGGAACAGAAUUCACGCUUGAAGGUAACAAUGGAGGAAAGCUUCUUGGGUUUCAUGGACGUGGUGGUGGUGCUAUUGAUGCUAUUGGGGCUCACUUUGACACAGGUUCGGGUUGAUCCCAAGGGAGGUGGUAAUGGAGGAGCUUUAGGAGGAAGGUUACAAGAUCGUUGGGUGAUUUGUUUCAUCAGAUAAGCAGUCCAUUAUCACCAAUUACAGACUUACUCUUAAGUUUCCUUUUUUUCUCUUUGAUUUCGUAAAAUAAGGUCACUCGAAGUCUGCUUUUACCAUGUUUGUGUGUCUUUUACUCUUAAUGCUUUAUCCUAUCAUGUGAUGUUCUGUGCCUUGAUAAAGAAUAUGUGUUGUCACUUGUAGACUGUUAUAUAAAUGAUGUUUUCCUUUCAAUCUCUUUCUUUUUUUUUGGUUUUAUUUUCCUUUCAAUCUCUUUUUAGAUUUUGGUAAAUGUUUGUGUUUAUUCUAUUA